AUAUGUACAUUUAAAUCUUUCCAUAUAUUUAUAUACAUAUAUAUACAUAUAUAUAAUUCAUAUAUAUUUUACAAACACACAUGAUGAUAAGAAGCAAAGAGUUAUGUUUGGUGAUGUUGCAACUUUGUAUAGUUGUGCUUCUCAUUAAAACGGUACAAGUACAAGCCCGAUGCUCAGACGAAUUCCCUUGCAACAAUAUGAUCAAUGAAGAAGGGCAUUCAAUGGUGUUUUCUGAUAUGAGUCUAGAUAAAGAAAGAUCGGGUUUGCGCCCAUGGGUCGAAAAACGAGUCAGACGUACUAAUCGUCUGUACAGCAUUGAUUUUCCUGAUAACAAAAUCCAGCCAGCCGAGAUACUCUACGAAAGAAAAAAGGGUUUCAACCCAUGGGGUGGUAAAAGAGACGUUUCUAACUCAAACAGUAUACCUAUAGACAUUCUAAAGGAGCAAAUGAAGAGUAACCCAGAGCUGAGAAAUAAAAUCCGGGAAUAUUACAGAAAGCGCAACUUUUCCCCUUGGGGUGGGAAAUAAAGGUUUAAAAAAAAUAUGGAAUAAGGCGUCGAAAAUUUUUGACCAAGCAUAAAACUUAUCGAGUAAACUUGUGUUCUUUAUAAAAUAACCAUGUAAAAGUUCAGGGUUCACAUAUAGAAAAGAAAAUUACUGAUGAAAAUAUUGUCCUGGAUUUCUUUGGAAAAAUUAUGAAAAUAAAAUUAAGUAGUGCCAUUA
Octopus sinensis (East Asian common octopus) is the source of this 722-nucleotide messenger RNA. RefSeq lists its product as uncharacterized. Lineage: Eukaryota; Metazoa; Mollusca; Cephalopoda; Octopoda; Octopodidae. The record is from RefSeq and is a predicted model, not a curated record. Bases 81 to 527 code for a protein of 148 amino acids. The transcript has 2 exons.